This is a messenger RNA of Psammomys obesus (fat sand rat), 9333 nucleotides long. It is a transcript of the gene Med13l, whose product is annotated as mediator complex subunit 13L. Gene Ontology annotation, cellular component: mediator complex. The record is from RefSeq and is a predicted model, not a curated record. The transcript has 31 exons. Gene Ontology annotation, biological process: regulation of transcription by RNA polymerase II. Gene Ontology annotation, molecular function: transcription coregulator activity. Lineage: Eukaryota; Metazoa; Chordata; Mammalia; Rodentia; Muridae. Bases 83 to 6700 code for a protein of 2205 amino acids.
CGCGCCCCGGUGCCCGCGAGCCGCCGCCCGGCCCGGCCCGCUCCGACAUGCCCCGCUCUGGCGGCCGGGCUCGCGGAGGACCAUGACCGCCUCGGCGAACUGGGUGGCGAACGGGGCGAGCCUGGAGGAUUGUCACUCCAACCUCUUCUCGCUGGCUGAACUCACAGGAAUCAAAUGGCGUAGGUACAAUUUUGGAGGGCAUGGGGACUGUGGACCCAUAAUUUCAGCCCCAGCCCAAGAUGAUCCAAUCCUGUUAAGUUUCAUCCGCUGUUUGCAAGCCAACCUGCUGUGUGUAUGGCGUCGUGACGUCAAGCCAGAUUGCAAAGAGCUGUGGAUAUUCUGGUGGGGAGACGAACCCAACCUAGUAGGAGUGAUACAUCAUGAACUUCAGGUUGUGGAAGAAGGACUCUGGGAAAAUGGCCUUUCCUAUGAAUGUAGGACGCUGCUCUUCAAAGCAAUCCACAAUCUGUUAGAAAGGUGCCUAAUGGAUAAGAACUUCGUGAGAAUCGGGAAGUGGUUUGUGCGGCCCUAUGACAAAGAUGAAAAGCCAGUCAACAAAAGUGAGCAUUUGUCCUGCGCUUUCACAUUCUUUCUUCAUGGAGAAAGUAACGUGUGCACAAGUGUGGAGAUCGCUCAGCACCAGCCGAUCUACUUGAUCAGUGAGGAGCAUUUACACAUGGCUCAGUCUUCACCUGCACCAUUUCAAGUACUGGUGAGUCCUUAUGGCUUAAAUGGCACGCUAACAGGGCAUGCAUACAAGAUGUCUGACCCAGCCGCCCGCAAGCUGAUUGAGGAAUGGCAGUGUUUCUACCCGAUGGUGUUGAGGAAGAAGGAGGAGCCUCGAGAGGAGGCUGAGCUAGAAUAUGACGACGACUUCCCCGUGGCAGUUGAAGUCAUUGUUGGAGGUGUUCGGAUGGUCUACCCUUCAGCUUUGGUGUUGAUCUCUCAGAAUGAUAUCCCUGUCGCUCAGAGUGGUACCAGUGCUGGAGGCCAUGUCUCAGCUACGCAGCAGGGGCUGGGUAGUGUGAAAGACCCCAGUAACUGUGGGAUGCCUUUGACACCUCCCACCUCUCCAGAGCAGGUGGUUAUAGGUGAAAGUGGAGGCAUGCCGAGUGCUGCCAGUCACCUCAGUUCCCAGGAUGGGGGGAUGAUAACUAUGCACAGUCCAAAGAGAUCCAGGAAGAUCCCUCCUAAACUCCACAAUCACAUGGUCCAUCGAGUCUGGAAGGAGUGCAUCCUCAACAGAGCCCAGUCUAAGAGGAACCAGAUGUCAACUCCCACUCGGGAAGAAGAGCCUGCUCACAGUCCUGCUUCCUGGGACUUUGUAGACCCAACCCAAAGAGUUGGCUGUUCCUGUUCCAGGCAUAAAGUUCUAAAACGGUGUACUGUGGGACCCAGCCGACCUCCCCCAGGAUCUCAGCCAGGCUUCAGUGCAGGACCACCAUCAUCUUCAUCCUUACCACCUCCUGCUUCUUCUAAGCACAAAACAGCAGAAAGACAAGAAAAGGGAGACAAGUUGCAAAAGAGACCCUUGGUGCCCUUUCACCACAGGCCUUCUGUGGCUGAAGAGUUAUGCAUGGAGCAGGAUGCACCAGGACAGAAGCUCGGGCUGGCAGGGAUAGAUGCCUCCUUAGAGGUGCCGAGCAGUCGGAAGUAUGAUAAGCAAAUGGCCGUGCCUUCCAGAACUACAAGCAAGCAAAUGAAUCUGAAUCCUAUGGAUUCUCCUCAUUCCCCCAUUUCCCCUCUGCCACCCACACUCAGCCCUCAGCCACGAGGUCAGGAAGCAGAGAGUUUGGACCCACCUUCUGUCCCUGUGAACCCUGCCCUCUAUGGAAACGGGGUAGAGCUUCAACAGCUGUCCACUCUGGAUGACAGAACUGUCCUCGUAGGCCAAAGACUGCCUCUGAUGGCAGAGGUCAGCGAGACAGCCUUAUAUAGUGGGAUUAGGCCCUCAUAUACUGAGUCAUCAGAUAAGUGGUGGCGGAGUUUUCGUCUCCCGCCCAGUGAAGAUGCUGAGUUCCGGCCUCCAGAGCUUCAGGGGGAGAGAUUUGACACCAAACUGGAUGUGAACCCAGAGAGCACUGCACUGCAGAGACUCUUAGCACAACCUAACAAGCGGUUCAAAACCUGGCAGGAUGAGCAGCCUCAGGUACAGCUGCUCCCCGUCCUCGACCCGUCACCUCUGUCACAGCAGCCUGGAGACACGUUAGGAGAAGUCAAUGACCCAUACACCUUUGAGGAUGGUGACAUAAAAUACAUCUUCACAGCAAAUAAGAAAUGCAAACAGGGAACGGAGAAGGACCCCCUAAAGAAGAACAAGUCAGAGGAUGGAUUUGGUACCAAGGAUGUCACUACACCAGGUCAUUCCACGCCGGUGCCUGAUGGGAAAAAUGCCAUGUCUAUUUUCAGUUCUGCUACCAAAACAGAUGUCCGGCAGGACAAUGCCGCUGGCAGAGCUGGCUCCGGGAGCCUGACGCAGGUGACAGAUUUGGCACCUUCCCUGCACGACUUAGACAACAUCUUUGACAACUCCGAUGAUGAUGAGCUUGGGGCCGUGUCCCCUGUGUUGCGCUCAUCCAAGAUGCCUACUGUUGGGACUGAGGAGCGGCCCCCUGGAAAGGACGGAAGAGCUGCUGGCCCUUACCCUCCAACAGUUGCAGACUUGCAAAGGAUGUUCCCCACCCCUCCAUCAUUGGAGCAGCAUCCUGCAUUUUCUCCUGUGAUGAAUUAUAAAGAUGGAGUGAGUUCAGAGACAGUGACUGCUUUGGGCAUGAUGGAGAGUCCUGUGGUCAGUAUGGUCCCCACACACCUCACAGAGUUCAGGAUGGAAGUGGAAGACGGCUUAGGAAGUCCCAAGCCAGAGGAGAUAAAGGACUUCUCAUACGUGCACAAAGUGCCGCAAUUCCAGCCUUUUGUGGGGUCCUCCAUGUUUGCUCCUCUAAAGACGCUGCCGAGCCAUUGCCUACUGCCUCUGAAGACACCUGACGCCUGUCUGUUCCGGCCCUCGUGGGCAGUUCCUCCUAAAAUGGAACAGCUGCCCAUGCCCACUGCAGCUGCUUCCAUUAGAGAUGGUUACAACAAUGUGCCUAGUGUUGGGAGCCUCGCAGAUCCAGACUAUCUGAACACACCACAGAUGAACACCCCUGUGACACUGAACAGCACCGCUCCUGCCAGCAACAGUGGAGCUGGAGUCCUCCCAUCUCCAGCCACUCCCCGAUUCUCUGUCCCCACACCACGAACCCCCAGGACUCCAAGAACUCCCAGAGGUGGGGGUACUGCUAGUGGCCAAGGAUCUGUGAAAUACGACAGCACCGAUCAGGGGUCACCAGCCUCCACCCCCUCUACCACAAGGCCCCUUAACUCUGUGGAGCCUGCCACCAUGCAGCCAAUUCCUGAGGCCCACAGUCUCUAUGUCACCCUGAUUCUGUCAGAUUCCGUGAUGAAUGUCUUCAAGGACCGGAACUUUGACAGCUGUUGCAUCUGUGCUUGCAACAUGAACAUCAAAGGGGCAGAUGUUGGGCUGUACAUCCCCGAUUCCUCCAAGGAGGACCAGUACCGUUGUACCUGUGGGUUUAGUGCGAUCAUGAACAGGAAACUUGGUUACAACUCGGGGCUCUUCCUUGAAGAUGAGCUGGAUAUUUUUGGGAAGAAUUCCGAUAUUGGUCAAGCUGCAGAGAGACGCUUAAUGAUGUGUCAGUCCACUUUUCUUCCUCAGUUAGAGGGGGCCCGAAAAGCCCCAGAGCCCCCCAUAAGCCUCCUCCUCCUCCUCCAGAAUCAGCACACACAGCCCUUUGCUUCUCUCAGCUUUCUGGACUACAUCUCCUCCAACAGUCGCCAUGCACUCCCCUGUGUGAGCUGGACUUAUGACCGGGUGCAGGCGGAUAACAACGAUUACUGGACAGAGUGCUUCAAUGCGUUGGAGCAGGGGAGGCAGUACGUGGACAAUCCCACGGGCGGGAAAGUGGAUGAGGCUCUGGUGAGAAGUGCCACAGUGCACUGUUGGCCUCACAGCAACGUGCUGGACACGAGUAUGCUUUCAUCCCAAGAUGUGGUGCGCAUGCUGCUGUCCCUGCAGCCCUUUCUACAGGAUGCUAUCCAGAAGAAGCGCACAGGCAGGACCUGGGAGAACAUCCAGCAUGUGCAGGGACCGCUUACCUGGCAGCAGUUCCAUAAGAUGGCAGGACGUGGGACCUACGGGUCGGAGGAGUCUCCUGAGCCACUGCCCAUCCCCACUCUGCUGUUGGGCUACGACAAGGAAUUCUUGACCAUCUCACCCUUUGCCUUGCCCUUUUGGGAGAGGCUGCUCUUGGAGCCCUAUGGGGGCCACCGUGAUGUUGCUUACAUUGUGGUGUGUCCAGAAAAUGAGGCCUUGCUCGAAGGAGCCAAAACUUUCUUCAGGGACUUGAGUGCUGUAUAUGAGAUGUGUCGGCUGGGACAGCACAAGCCCAUUUGCAAAGUGCUCCGUGACGGGAUCAUGCGUGUGGGGAAGACCGUGGCACAGAAGCUGACAGAGGAGCUUGUGAGUGAGUGGUUUAACCAGUCUUGGAGCAGCGAGGAGAGUGACAAUCAUUCCAGACUCAAACUUUAUGCUCAAGUUUGCCGCCAUCACCUAGCACCUUACUUAGCCACUCUGCAGCUUGACAGUGGCCUGUUGAUGCCACCUAAGCACCAGAGCCCACCAGCAGAAGCACAGGGACAAGCCACGCCUGGGAAUGCUGGGUCUUUACCUUCAAAUUCAGGCUCAGUAGCACCCCCAGCUGGCAGUGCAUUCAAUCCCAGCUCCAGCUCUGCAAACCCUGCAGCAAGUAGUUCAUCUGCCUCCUCUGGGCCACCAGGCUCCUCGACCGCCUCUGCUCCAGGCAUCACUCAGAUGAACACUACCUCUUCUUCAGGAUUCAGUGGUGGUGUUGGGGGGCAGAAUCCCAGUGCCGGGGGCAGCUCCACAGAUCGAACCCCAGUGGCUUGUGGAGACACUGAGCCUGGGCAGAGCUCCGCCCAGCCCUCACAGGAUGGACAAGACAGUGUCACAGAAAGGGAGAGAAUAGGAAUCCCCACAGAGCCCGACUCUGCAGACAGCCACGCCCACCCUCCAGCUGUCGUCAUUUACAUGGUGGACCCCUUCACCUACACUGCAGACGAGGACUCCAGCUCCGGAAACUUCUGGCUGUUGAGCUUGAUGCGCUGCUAUACGGAGAUGCUGGAUCACUUACCCGAGCAUAUGAGAAGCUCGUUCAUUCUCCAGAUUGUGCCUUGCCAGUACAUGCUGCAGACAAUGAAGGAUGAACAUGUUUUCUAUAUUCAAUACUUGAAGUCCAUGGCGUUUUCAGUGUACUGCCAGUGCAGGCGGCCCCUGCCUACACAGAUCCACAUUAAAUCACUUACUGGCUUUGGGCCUGCAGCCAGCAUUGAGAUGACCCUCAAGAACCCAGAGCGGCCCAGUCCAAUCCAGCUUUAUUCCCCUCCCUUUAUAUUGGCCCCAAUCAAAGACAAGCAGACAGAGCCAGGAGAGACCUUUGGUGAGGCGAGCCAGAAAUACAAUGUGCUCUUUGUGGGCUAUUGUCUGUCUCAUGACCAGCGCUGGCUUUUGGCAUCCUGCACUGACCUCCAUGGGGAAUUACUGGAGACCUGUGUUGUGAACAUUGCUUUACCAAGCAGGUCACGGAAGAGUAAAGUGUCUGCGCGUAAGAUUGGGCUGCAGAAGUUAUGGGAAUGGUGCCUGGGGAUUGUCCAGAUGACAUCUUUGCCCUGGAGAGUUGUCAUUGGCCGCCUGGGGCGUCUUGGCCAUGGGGAGCUUAAAGAUUGGAGUAUCCUCCUUGGAGAAUGUUCACUGCAGACAAUCAGCAAACAGCUCAAGGAUGUGUGCCGCAUGUGUGGGAUCUCUGCCGCAGACUCUCCUUCUAUCCUUAGUGCCUGCCUGGUUGCCAUGGAGCCCCAGGGGUCCUUUGUAGUGAUGCCAGAUGCCGUCACAAUGGGCUCUGUGUUUGGCCGGAGCACCGCGCUGAACAUGCAGUCGUCUCAGCUGAACACACCUCAGGAUGCUUCCUGCACCCACAUCUUGGUGUUCCCAACAUCGUCAACCAUCCAAGUGGCUCCAGCCAACUAUCCUAACGAAGAUGGGUUCAGCCCCAACAAUGAUGAUAUGUUUGUAGAUCUUCCAUUCCCAGACGAUAUGGACAAUGACAUUGGCAUCCUGAUGACUGGGAACCUCCAUUCCUCUCCCAACUCCUCCCCAGUUCCCUCCCCAGGCUCUCCCUCUGGAAUCGGUGUGGGCUCUCACUUCCAGCACAGUCGGAGCCAGGGUGAGCGGCUUCUGUCUAGGGAGGCCCCAGAGGAGCUCAAGCAGCAGCCACUGGCCCUUGGGUAUUUUGUAUCAACUGCCAAAGCUGAGAAUCUCCCCCAGUGGUUUUGGUCAUCAUGCCCCCAGGCCCGGAACCAGUGCCCUCUCUUUCUAAAGGCCUCGCUCCAUCACCACAUCUCUGUAGCACAGACAGAUGAGCUCCUUCCUGCCAGGAACUCUCAGCGGGCUCCACAUCCUCUGGACUCCAAGACCACAUCUGAUGUUUUAAGGUUUGUGCUGGAGCAGUACAACGCCCUAUCCUGGCUCACGUGCAACCCAGCCACCCAGGACCGUACUUCCUGCCUUCCUGUCCACUUUGUGGUGCUCACACAGUUGUACAAUGCCAUCAUGAACAUGCUCUAACUGGGAAGCGCUUGUCCUUCUGCCUCAGCCAAGGAGAAUGCUCUACUCUGCAAAUUCCGGCCUUUUUCAGACCACUCCCUACAGCCCUGCACUGUGACGCCUUCUGAGCAGGCACAUGCUCAUUCUGCAGUGUUCAUUGCCACAGUGACUCCUUGACGUAUCUCACGAAGACCUGGAAAUUUCCAUUAGCAGUGACUUGAGCCAGUGUGUGAUGUGUGCAGCCUGCAGUACCCAGGAAGUGGCAACUUGGUGUCUUAAGAGGGAAAAGAGAAGAGACACUGUCCUUUUGCACAAGAGCCUGCUCUCAGCCUCUCUUUAGUACCAGGCUGUCUAGCCCUCUGGAUGCAAUCCUCUAGCCAAUGGUGGAUGCCUGUGGGUCACCCGGACUUUGGAACCUGGGAUGUGUCACAACUAAGAGCCAGCUCUAGUACAGGACUUAGUGUGGGGUCUCCGCCUCCCCAGCCUAUCAGGAGAUCUUCGGUUGACACCUGUGUAAACAGGCGGUCUGGAGACAGCUGCAUUUUAUUUAUUUUUAAUUUUGUUGUUAGGUUUUUUUCGACUUUCUUUUUUCUAAUCUUGAGGACCAGGUACAGUAGUUGAAACCCACUGAGACCCACGACAGGAUUCUCUGAGUACAUACCUCUGUCCUAGAAGCCAGAAAAGGAGUGAGAACAAACUGAGGAGAUCGUGCCUGAAAAGUGAUACAGUAAUAACCACCCAGCACUAGAGUUUCACAACAGCCUGGGUUCGAGGUGUUCUGCUGUGCUGCUGGCCCGCAUCUCAUUGGAUUACAUUUGUACACAAAGGUGGUCAGACUCAGCCCUGAGCUGGAUGCCAGGACCUUAAUCACUUCUCUAUACAGUCACAUGGAAGUACCGUUGUUUUUUUGUUUUUUGUUUUGUUUUUUUUUUAAAGAGAAUUCUUACAGAAAGCCAGGUCUCUCUUUUCAUUAGAUCAAAAGGGACUCGUGCAUAUCACCCAAAGUGUUUGCUCAUUAAACCGGUUAACAAACAUGGUGAAUUUUUUCUGGACUAUAGGAAUCUUGUUUCAAAGAAAUAGUACAAAUCAGCCACUAAACCAGUACUUGAAGCUGACCCUCUAUGUGGGACUUUUAAAAAAUGCCUUUUUAAGCAUUAACAGCUGACUGAAGUAUUUUUGACUCCCUCUCCCAGACCUUAGGGUUGACUUUGAAACCCUGUUUCUAACCCGUAUGUCGUAUGCUUCUGUCUGUGGGUGGUGGCUGUGGACCGGCUUCCCAGAGCCUCCUGACAGGCCCAGCACCAAUCCAGCUUCCAUGGGAGAGUCCUGCAAACUAAGUUCUUCCAAGAGACUUUCAUGUCCUGGUUAUUAACAAAGAAAAGGAAAAAAAAUGUAAUAAUUGAUAUGAUUUUGUAAAAGUAUUUUUCUUGAGAUAAUCUAACGUUUAAAACAUUAUAUUAAAUAAUGUGGUGGGAAUGUGAAAGCAGAGAAAUAACUUGUAAAUGGGUGAUUCUUCUCUGUCCUACCAACUGGGGGAGGGGUUGCCUUUCCAAUGUAUAGCUUAAAAAAAUCUGAUAUAUCAAACCAUUUGUAUCUAAAGUGUACAGUGUAAAAUUGACUUAAAAUAUCGCAGUGCUAUUUUUUCUUAUCAGAGAGGAAAUCCUCAAGGCCUUUUGAAGAACGUAAGAUGAUGGAGAUGUAAACUUGUAUAAAGUCACCUCGGUGGGGACGGGCUGUAAAGUAGAUAUUUGUAAUCUUUUACUACUUGGGAUUGCUUUUUCUCAGCACUCAUCAGAACUUUGAAUCUCUCUUUCUUUCUCUCUUUCUCUUGCUCGCUCUUGCUCUCUCUUUUUUUAAACGGGCUGUUUUUACUGCAGGGGCUUUUCUUCCCUAGAAACGCAACUCUACACAGAAAAAGAAAAAAGGAAAAAAAAAAACCACAAAAAAUAGAAAAAAGCUAUAAAAAGUUUUAAAAGAAGGCAGCAAAGGGUAGUUUUCAUCUGGUGUCUUUUAUUUAAGUUUUUUAAGUUAAGAAAAGCUGGUGACAUAUUUAUAUGUUUUUGUGCAAAAAUAAAUGAAUGGCAAUAGAUUUUAAAAAAUCUUAUUAUGUACUUCUGUGUGAAAAAGUCUGUAUAUUUCCCUUAAAUAUGCAUUAUUUUACUUGUGAGUUUUUUACAGAAUUAAUCUGAAAUGUACAAGCCCUGGAUUUGCUACAGAGUGAGAAGUUAUUUUAUUUUUUUUUAAUUUUUAAUUUUGAAAAUUCUGCAAAAAUCAGAACUCCUACCAUAGUUUGAAAAGGGGAAGUGGGGCGGGAGCAGGGAGGGCUUGUCCGGCAUGCCUGUAUGUAUAUUUCAGAGCAUUUUUUUAAAAUGUAAAAGCUGUACAUUUCUGGGAAGUUCUGAUUUUUUGUUUGUUUCCUUUUUUCUUCAAGCAUUUUGCAGUGAGCUUCUUUUAUAUAUAGCAAACAAUUGGAAAGAAAAAAAUAUGUGACGUUCAUUUAAGAACUACAGCACAGCGCUGGUUCAGUACACUAAAGACUUUGAUAAAAAGAAACAAUGAUAAAGGCCUCCAUUUUAAACGUCAUUCAUAUAUACCUUGUGGAUGAGAGCUAUAUACUUUUACACACUUUUUUAGAGGAAUAAAUUAUUGAAUUA